AUGAAGGAUCUUGGAGAAGCAAAAAGGAUCCUUGGCAUUGAUAUAAAGAGACCAAAACUGAAUGUAAUCACUCUAUCACAGAGAGAUUACUUGGAGAAACUACUGUGUAAAUUUGGUAUGAAUAAUUGCAAAGAAGUAUCAACUCCUCUUGCACAACACUUCAAAUUAUCAACAUACCAAUCUCCAACAACAGAUGAAGAAAGAGCCAUGAUGAACAAGAUACCCUAUGCUAAUUGUGUAGGGAGUCUAAUGUACUCUAUGGUAUGUACUCGACCGGAUCUAGCUCAUGCUAUGAGUGUGGUUAGCAGAUAUGUUUCAGAUCCUGGAAGUGAACAUUGGGAGGCAGUCAAGUGGAUAAUGAGGUAUUUAAAGGGAACUCUGAACACAGGACUAAUAUUCAGCAAUGAAAGACAGUACAAAGAAGAAGUUUCAGGAUUUGUUGACUCAGAUUUUGCAGCAAAUCUUGACACAAGAAGAAGUUGCACUGGUUAUGUUUUUACUGUUCUAGGAGGUUGCAUCAGCUGGAAGUCAAACCUACAAAAAGUGGUAGCACUGUCCUCUACUGAAGCAGAGUAUAUGGCUGCAACUGAGGCCAUGAAAGAAGCUUUGUGGUUAAAAGGUUUGACAAAUGAACUCGGAUUUAAUUAA
Molecule: messenger RNA, 648 nt
Organism: Humulus lupulus (European hop)
Lineage: Eukaryota; Viridiplantae; Streptophyta; Magnoliopsida; Rosales; Cannabaceae
Product: secreted RxLR effector protein 161-like
Exons: 1
Coding region: 1-648 (215 amino acids)
Source: RefSeq, a predicted model, not a curated record